AUGAAGUACGACAACGGUGCGUCAAUCCUCGCAACCUCUGUGAUCCUCGAGGUCAUCGUUCUAGUAUGCGUGGGCCUUCGUUUCCACACCCGCAUUUGGAACAAGACGUCCUUCAUUGUAUCCGACUGGCUGUUACGAGCAGCCACGAUAUUCGCAACGGGCCUGACCGUGCUACAAAUCUACGCUGGACAUCCUCGAGACCUCACCGACUCUGUGGUAAGCAUGCUAAUGCGGUGUUUACACGAAGGCGUCUAUAUCAAAGCUUUAGCGGAGCCAUUGAAUGGAAGCAUCGAAGACCAACGAGCCGCCACCGGACGCUUGAACAAAGCAAAACACAUCGAGCUGGCCUACCUCCUCAUGGGUAUGUAUGUAUCCUCACGCUCGGGAUUAUCAAGCUGUCUAUCUGUCUUCUAUACCGGCAUCUCUUUCUUCGCCAAAGUGGUGUUCCGACAUUUUCUGCUUGUCUGGAUGGUUAUAUUGGUAGUUUGGACCGUGGCAUUUGUGCUCGCUGGCUUGGCUCGAAUGCAGGGCGCCCCUGAAGGCGAUAUACGGAACUCCGCAGACUUUCCUCGACCACUGCGGUAGCGCGAUCUCAAGUGGAUGGGCAAUGGUCGGGAGCGAUGUUGCCACCGACUUCACUACACUCGUCAUCCCGAUUCCCGCGGUAAGUCCAGAACCGUCCGUGUGCCUGCCGCGCAAACAGCAAUUGUGUUGAGACCUUUUUUUUCAAGGGGGGGGGUAGGUCUGGUCGUUGCAGGUGCCGUCGCUGAGCAAGGCUCUUGUAGUAUCUAGUUUUCUUGUCGAUGCUGUGUAAGUCGCCUCCCCUGGGAGAACCAUUCGCAUAUCCUGUUUUUUCCGACAAGGAAACGCAUCGCAGAUCGGUCGGAGCAAGGAUCAGGAAAGCCUACAUCUACAUUGCAGCGACAUUCGGCCGUUAACACCGAAGACGCAAUACGUAAAAACCAACUCCUGCAACGACCCUUCAUAUCUAUUUUGCCCCAUUGCUGAAAAAAAAAAACCACAAACCUCAGUAAUUUCCUCAAACCGGUCCCGCAGUAUGAAAACUCUUCCAAGUCCAAUCCGGCAUAGCAUCAUCGCCGCCAACGGACCCAACCCACCCAGCGACCAAUCCUGUCCCGGCUACCUCCAACCAGCAGCAUCAAC
This is a messenger RNA of Periconia digitata, 1164 nucleotides long. The record is from the annotation of a GenBank genome assembly. Lineage: Eukaryota; Fungi; Ascomycota; Dothideomycetes; Pleosporales; Periconiaceae.